AUGCGGUCACAAGCUGCAAAACCCUUACCUAAAAAGGGACCUUUGGCUAAAACAUCUUUUAAAGCUAGUACCGCUACAAAACAAGUUAAGAAAAAAGCAGUAGCAACCAAAAAAGUUAAAACACUUCAAAAAUCAACAACAAAAAGUGCAAAAAAGAAUACCAGUGACGAAUCGUCCAAAAAGGACAAUGAUUCGUCAAAUAAAGAAAAAAAUGAUUCCACGUCGGAUACUGAAAAGGCUGGACCUUCCAAGGCGAUUAAUGUUAGAGAGGAAUCUCCUAUGAAAAAAGGAAAAAAAGACCCGAAGGAAGCAAAAGACAAGAAUAAAGUUGCCCCUAAGAAAGUUCUCUCAAAAAAACCUAUUAAAUUAACAAAAAAGGCCAACCCCGCAGUUAAAUCAAAAAAAGACAGUGAUGAAGUAAAGUACAAAAUAAACUUAGAAUCUGUUAAGAAAACUUCAGCAAAAAAUCCAAAAGCCAAGACAAAUAUUAAAAAAAGCAAUACAGGCAAUCAAAAAAAGAAAAGUAGUGUACAAAGUAAGGAGAGUGAGGUAAAAACUGUAGACAAGCAUGAUGAAGAAGAAAAGAGUUCUAAAGAUAAAAUAAAAGAUUCUUCGAAUAUUUCUACCAUAAUUGAGAAUAAAGAAGACAAACCUGAUAUAGAUAAUCCAGAGUCUGAUAAGAAAUCAGAAAAGAAAGAGGAAUCCAACAAAACUCUAAAGUGUAAUAGCAAUUUCUCGGAUACAGCAUAUCAAAGUAUAACAGUUAUCAAAAGCUCCAAUCAAUCAGAAACCCAAAAAACUGAAACAGAAAGGCCUCCAAAAUUUUUUACUUCCAUCAGAUCUCCGAGAACAGUCGAUAUAGACGUUAAAUGCUGUAAGAAUUCUAAAGGAAAUUUGAGUGUUUCUGAAAGAUUUAUAUCUCUUAAAUGUGAGAGUAAAACUGAUGACCUUAACAAAGAUAAAAAUUCGUCUAAUAAUCUCGUAUCUCAAGGUCCAGAAAUAGACGUUUAUACUUUCACAGAAAAGGUUGAUUCACCAAAGAGCAUAUUAUCUGAUUUUAGAAAUCCGAUAAAUAAAAACAUUGGAAGAGUGCGGCCAAUUGCUAGAGUAAAAGGAACCGUUAUAGAUAAAAAAUUAGAUAAUGAUAGGAAAAAGUUCUCUCCACAUAGACCCAUUGAGGAAGUAGUGAAACAACUAAAGGCAAAUAAAAGAACAGAAGAUUUAAGCUCACUGUCGAAAAAUAAUACAGCUGCAAGUUUGGACUUUAAUGUUUUUAACGAUGAAAAAGAAGAAGUGCAACCACCUAUUGUGAGUAAGUCAUACAAAAUGGUUGCUAGAAAGUCUAGUAUAACUGGAAAACCAUUCAGCCCUAUUAAAUUCCUUGACCAAGAUUCUCCUUCAAAACCAGAAGUAAAGACUCCAACGAAAGUCAGCAAUACCAAAAAAAGUGUCAGCAGAUCUAAGAAACAACGGAAAAAAAGUACUUCAUCAGAUGAUGAAAUGAAUACAUCAACUUUUGCACUCAAUACAAAAACAUUUCAUUACACUUCUUCAGAAGAAAGCGUCAGCGAAUCAAAUGAUGAUAAUGAUCAAGUAGAAUCUUCCGAAUCUAGUUCCUCGAAAACUAAAAAGACAAGGAAUAAAAAGUAUAAGAGGAUAACCGAUAGUGCUAAGAAAUCAAAUUCUAAGGAAUUGAAAGAAUUGUCAAAAGAUUCCUUGAUUGAUAUCAAAGAUACUUCUGCGUUACUAGGAAAUGAAAAACCUAGCAAAAGGCGGCUGAAACUCUUAUCAAUGUGGUCAGGGCCGAAGAAACAUAGAAUGGCCUCUCUUAAUGCUCUUGCAAAAGUACACUGUUUAUACGAAAAUGAAAGCAGAACUCAUAUGGAACUAGGUCUAAUGAAAACAGUUGAUAGGCAAGCUAUGCCAAGUACAUCUAAAUCUAAUUUGCCAAAGAAAAAAGAAACAAAAACUAGAGAUUCCGACAAACAAGAAAGUACUUCAGAGUCUGAAUACGAAAAUAAAAAGGAAACGGAAAAAGACAGUUCGGAGAGUUCAGAUGAUAAUCCGCCACAGAGGACUUUACGCGGCGUACCUGGAAUAAGGAGUGCUGGUAAAUAUUGGGAUCCGAGAUCCUCUACGUCAUCAAGUGAAGAUAGUGAAUUAGAGUCUAAAACCAAGAAUAUCGCUACCGACAAAAAGAAAGUGUCCGCUAAACCCUCUGCUAAGUCAGAUUCUGAUAAACCACCUCCCAAAAUGAAGAAAACAGCUGGCGUACCAGUUAAGAAGAAGCGUAACAGAAAUGAAGUCGUUAUGGAUUUAAAAGAUAUGGUAGUACAGAAACGUAUGGCAAGCUUAAACGCCACUGCUAUUCUGGCCGCCAGUUACGAGAAACGAUCUCCUAAAUCAAGCAAAGACGACACGACAUCAGACUCGUGCUCCGACGAUUCUUUUUCACAGAAGCCAAAAAACGGAUUAACUUCCGGCAUAAAGUCGGAAUUAAAAAUAGAAGAUACUAAAAAAGAAUGCGAAGAAUCGUCUGAUAGGAAUCAAAAGGUUGAAGUAAUCGUGAACCAAGAUACAGAUGUAACGAUCACCGGCGUAUAUUCAACACAUCUUCAUGAAGGAUUCUGUACCGUAUCGGGAAUGCAAUAUCGUAUAUCUUCAACGAGCCACACUCAAACAACAGCCACCGCUAAUUGCGAAAAGGAGGGCUGUUCCCGAGAAGAUGGUUCUCGUUAUACGCCUCUCUCUGCUCUGUCAUCCAUGCAGCCUCCCGCGGACCACUCACAUCAUCCACAUCCAGUUCCGGAACUUGGUGGGUUGGCGAGGCGGGCUGCUGGUUGUUCGAGUGCUUUCUCAGCGCCUUCACCGGCUGCUCAUCAUGACCCAGGUAAGCCGACAUGCAGUUUGUGUGACCCAACGCUUCCGGUAUCGCCUUAUGGAUAUUACCAGCCGGCUGGGCCCUUGAUAAAGGAGACGAGCGCAGACGCGGAACGAGCACUAGCUAGAUACCAUCCGCCGCCACACUAUCAUCCACCACCCGUACUACAACAAUAUGGUCCAUACUACCCGGCUGAGCUAUGUUAUGGAAGGUACUACAGACCCCCAGGACCUUAUCACAUGCCUCCACAGCCGGAUGCACCGAUGGUGGGAGUAAGUGAGCCGUAUCCUCCCCCUCAAUACUACGGCCCCACACCAUGCUACCCCCAUUCACCACAAAGAAUACCAUACGUAGAAUACCGAGGAUGCCCGUGCCCAUUAAACGCGUGUCCAAAAAACGUCCUUAUUGGGCCCGCUACUGGUAAAGGCCCCACCGGUGGCGGCCCAGCGGACGUUCCCUCGGCCUUAGCGCCGCCCGGGGCCGCCUUCAGACAGAAGGUGCGGGUCGCGCUCGACUCUAACGCAGAUACUCAUGGAAGCGGAAAGGAUCCUCCUAUAGAACCAGAGCCACCAGAGCCUCCGACCGCAGCAGACGCCCCACAUCCAUGUCCUCUGCCAGCUAUCGGUGGUGCAUCACCAAAGCGGGAGAUGUUCGACGUCCGAGAUAACCCUCGCUUAAACGCUGAUAUCCCGGGACCAACAGAGGCUAUAGGACCCCCCUCCCCUGCAAGGGGAGUCUGUGCUCCACAACCACCGCUAAGUGCCCCAAGACGGGCUCGACUUGGCAAAGCCAUGGCCAGGCGGUCACUAGCUGGCGAUGACACGGCACUCCUCAUAUCAACACCUCAACCGAUAGUUGAUAAUCACACUGAGGCUGAUGAUGACGUUCUAGCCAUAUCACCGCCCACGUGUGCUCCCAUCGAUUUAUCCUCCUCCGAUGAACGAUCAACACCCUUAGUGGACGUCAAAAAAGAGAAUGAGGGACCCACUUACGCUACGUCAAGAAAGACUGACGCGCAAGCUCUUAGAGAACACAAUUGUACAACUGCCUUACAAACCACAGAUGUCGCGGAUCCUGCUAAAGCGGUCAAGCGGAGAUAUUCCAAAUCUAAACUUGAAAUAGAAAUGAAAGAUGUUCAACUCGAGGACGCAUGUAAAACAAAUGGCAUCGGGGAACAUGUUAAACUGCAAAAACGAAGAAAGGUUUCUGGGGAACUCUCACAUGUACCACGUACAGAAACCAUCACUAAAGAACCAAAAAAGAAACCUACGCAGAGCAAAAGGACGACAAAAACUUCAAUCAGUGAUAAGAAAGGACAUAAAAGGAAAUCAAGUACUGUCGUAGAGGAACCGAAGCCUAAGACCAUGUUACUUGACAUCAUUACCAAUGAAGAUCCUCGUCUGACAAAUGUUGCUGCCGUUUCAGAGGACACUAUGUGUAUGAAACCCAAAACUAAAAGCGCACUUCUGCUUGACAAUUUAAUAAAGAAAAAUAGCGUAGACAGGCCUGAAGCUAAAGGAUACAAUCCUGAUACAAAACUAAAUCCUGCGGAACUCUUUUUACCACCGAGUGAAAACGUAACUCAAAACAAUGCGAAGAAAACCUUAAAUAUCAAUAAUAACAUAGUAGAUACAAAUUCCCCCAUAAACGGGGUGCGAUCAAAAACUAUUGCGGCUGUAAGUCAGCUUAUUGAAAAGAAGUUAGCGUAUAAGAAUGCUUGCAAAGUAGACAAAGUAGAUUCCAAGGUUACUCACAGCCUUAAAUCAGUAUUAUCUUCACCCACCGAAGCACUAGAUGACAAAGAGGAUAUAAAACAAGGAGUUUUAUUAAACGGUGAAAUGAAUAUUGACAAAAAAGUCUGCCUCGAAAGUGAUAUAGGAAAAAUUGCAGAUAUGAAAGAAAAAUGUGAAUAUAAAGACAUUAAAAAUACAAUAAGUAUUGAAAACAAUAUUUUGCAAAAUGAAAAAUCCACGAAAGUAAACCUAAAGGCCUGUCCAAACAAAACUAUUAAAGAAACUAAUAACAUCGACCUCGUGGAAGAAUCUCAAAAGACAGAAAAAGCUUUAAAAGGCGAAGUAACUAAUUCGUGUAAAGCUAAACACGUUGAAAAAUUAGUGAAGCUUCUGGCUUCCAAAAAACAGGCUUCAAAGUUAUCUGAAUCAGAAGCAGUUAUAGAGGACGAAGCGGAUGUAGACACAAAUCAAGAUAUGGAUAGAGAAAAGAGUACAAAACGAUGUAAACUAGUCGGAGAAAAAGUUAAUGGUGAGAAAUGUAAGACGGAGAAAGUGGCGAAGCUGCUCGUGUCCAAAAAGACGGUUAUAAAGACUGAUGAAGCAUCGCUAGUCGUUGAAGACGCUUGUUCAUCACCAGUGACGAAUGUUAGGAAGACUAGAAGAAGACGUAGCGGAGGAAGAAGAAUUAGGAGAACUGUGGCUCCCCUCGCCCCACCAGACUUACAACCUAAAGCAACACCACGAUGGAGCAAUGGAUGGAACUGGGACGGCGAACACUAUCUGUCAAAAGUCUACCUCAAUAACGACUCGCGUCUUGACCGCACCGCUCGUUGCUGGGCCCGUAUGACCCACGCGAGUGGGGACCGCGUGUCGCGAGGUGACUGCGUCUUAUUGAGAGCGUCCCAGGCCAGGGCUCAACCAUUCGUGGCCAGGAUCGCCAGCCUGUGGGAGAACCCUGAUGACGGUGAGAUGAUGGUGUCCCUUGUAUGGUACUACCGUCCGGAGCAUACCGAACGUGGUCGUCAGUCAACAGACGCGCCCGACGAAGUGUUCGCUUCAAGGCAUCGCGACGCUAACUCUGUCGCAUGUAUAGAAGACAAGUGCUACGUACUCACGUUCAAUGAGUACUGUAGGUACAAGAAGCGCCUGAAAGCGUUAGAAGAGGGCGUCGUGAUCACACCAUCAAUAGUACCGUCGCUGCCAGCCAGUGAAGUGACGCCGGCUUUAGCUCCGAACGACACAAAACUACCGCCUUCUGUAUCACCAGAAUUAGUGCUGUUCUGCCGAAAAAUAUACGAUUUCAGGUCCAAAAAAAUUCAUGUACCCAACAAAUGA
This is a messenger RNA of Danaus chrysippus (African queen), 5949 nucleotides long. Lineage: Eukaryota; Metazoa; Arthropoda; Insecta; Lepidoptera; Nymphalidae. The record is from the annotation of a GenBank genome assembly.